UUCAGGUUUUAAUCCAUCCAAAUUAGUUCAUAGGAACAGUAUCAUGGCUUUAGAGCCGAAUACUACUGAUGUACUUCAAUUACUGUCGAAAAACGAUUUAGAAAAUAUUUUUGAAAUUUUAAAAGCGAAUUUGCCGAGAUCUAUUCGGGAUCAUCAUUAUUUAUUUCACUACUUAAAAAAUUAUAAUGCUAUAAAAGAUCCAUGUAUUGCAAGGGACUUAUCAGCCACUUUCAAACCUACAUUUUACGGUCCUAGAAAACGUACCGUUGGAAAUUGCACAUUUAUUGCCAUUGGCGAAAAAACACCAACGGAUUAUUGGAUAUUUUUAUCAACCCAGGAAGAGAAUGGAGAAGAGCUUAUCGACUGUUUAAAAAAAACUAAACUGAUAGAUUGGUUCGCUGAGCCCAUAUAUUUUAGCUGUGAUAAGAAAUACUACGACAAAAUCUACGAAAUUUUAAAAAUAAAUUCCAACAAAUGGAUUGUUGAAGAACCUGAGGGCGUGUAUUACCUGUCUAAAUUUAAAGUUAAUCUUUUUCCAGAUGCAAUAAUUCCUAAAACUUAUUGUAUUAAAAAAUUGAAUGCAGAAAACGCAAAUGUUAUUGACGAUAAUUGGUCUGCAAAAUAUGCGGGAUCUUUAAAACUAAUAACUAGUUCAAUACAGCUUAAUGGUGGCUUAGGACUUUUCAAUGAACGCGAUGAGAUGAUAACAUGGAUGGUAACAAAUGAACUGAUGUGCCCAGGAUUUUUGACAGUUAUUGAAAGCGAACGGCGAAAAGGAUUUGGAGAGCUAAUAACUAAAGAAGAAUUUAAAAGAUUUGUAUCGCAAUACGAUAUUGACAUAUGCGUUCGCGUUCUUCGUAACAAUCUGGUGUCAUCCCAUUUAAUGCUAAAACUUGGAUCUCAAAAAAUUACUGAAGAAAUUUGGAUUGGAAAAACUUAAUUUAUAAAUAUUAGUUGUUUUAAUGUAUUUUUAACGGUUACAAUGUCAGUUAACAAAUAAAAUGUUUAACAAUAUCCUUAUUCCUAGU
Molecule: messenger RNA, 1028 nt
Organism: Condylostylus longicornis
Lineage: Eukaryota; Metazoa; Arthropoda; Insecta; Diptera; Dolichopodidae
Exons: 4
Coding region: 44-940 (298 amino acids)
Molecular function (GO): acyltransferase activity, transferring groups other than amino-acyl groups
Source: RefSeq, a predicted model, not a curated record